This is a messenger RNA of Panicum virgatum (switchgrass), 1302 nucleotides long. RefSeq lists its product as uncharacterized. NCBI's taxonomy places the organism in Eukaryota, Viridiplantae, Streptophyta, Magnoliopsida, Poales, Poaceae. The record is from RefSeq and is a predicted model, not a curated record. The transcript has a single exon. Bases 300 to 893 code for a protein of 197 amino acids.
CGCCACUCGCCACUCGGAGCUCGUGUUCUUCACGGUUAAAAAAUAGUGAUGCGGGCAAUUAGACCCAAUCGUUCCGCUCCGCGCGUAUAAGAACUCGCCUCUGUCACGGGCUCCGAUCCAGUCAUCGUUGCACCGGUGGCCGGAACCGCGGAGAGCUCUGCAGCUCAGACCUUAGAGAGAGAGAGAGAGAGAGAGAGAGAGAGAGAGAGAGAGAGAGAGAGAGAGAGAGAGAGAGAGAGAGAGAGAGAGAGAGAGAGAGAGAGAGAGAGAGAGCGCGGCGUGGAUUGAUCUCUCCGGCCAUGGCGACGAUUCAACAGCACCACAUCAAGGCCCUGACGCCGACGUGGUUCCUCGUCAAGGUCACGCCGGCCCUGGCGUCGAGGGAGGGCGGUAGCAAGAAGCCCGCGCCGGGGGCCGCCUACUCGCCGCUCCUCCUGUCGCCGGCGGUGUGGCAGAAGGCGCAGGACGAGAAGAAGGACAAGGACGGCGCCGAGCGCGCCGGCGGCCUGCCGGAGUCGCCGAGGAUCAGCUGCAUGGGGCAGGUCAAGGGGAGGACGGGCAGGGGGUGCUCGAGCGCGCGCGGCUCGGCGCCGCGGGGUUCGGGGUGCCGCGCCGGCGCCGGUCCCGGCGGCGGUGGCGGCAAGGUGGCGACGCUCGUGCUCGGGCUGUUCGGGCGGCGGAAAGCGAAGACGUCGCGUGCGUGCGCCAAGGUCAGGGACGUGCCCGCCGGGAGCUCCCGUGGUGGGCGUCGCUGCCCAGCCACGACCGCGGCAGCGCUCGUGUUUGACCCGCCGUUGCCGGUGGUGAGGCGGCCGGCGACGGACGACAACGCGCCGAGCCUCUGGGAGAGGCGGCGCGGCGGCAAGGCCCUGCAGGGUCUUCAGCUGACAUAGAUCGCUUCAGAGCUCAAGCUAGUUGCUGCAGGGGCACGCCAGAGACCAAACAGCGUCUUUGCAUCGCACGACUAAGUUACUAGUGAUCUAGAGAUCUAUGCAGGCUUAGCCCGUUUGGAACGCCGGUGUUUUUCCUGGUUCAAGAAGAGGCCAGUUUCUGUAAAUCACAAUGAAAUUGAUGCGUUCCUGGUCAGGCCUUAGGUACACUGUAAAUUUGUAUCUUGACCUUGCUUGCUAUAAGAUGCCUGCUGGCUGGAAGCUUCAUCGUUCUUGCACGCAGUGAGCGCAUUCUGUGUGGUCAAUAUAUCUGUAAGCGUGUACAGAAGUCUUGUAUUUUGUUGACCUAGAAGCCAAGUCUGUCGUGUUCUUGAGAAUGAGAAGUGAGGGACCUCCGUAAAAGGCUCCAGAA